Messenger RNA from Symbiodinium sp. CCMP2456, 438 nucleotides. NCBI's taxonomy places the organism in Eukaryota, Dinophyceae, Suessiales, Symbiodiniaceae. The record is from the annotation of a GenBank genome assembly.
AUGGCUUCAUCCGCAGCGGUGCAAGCCGACGUGGAGGUGGCCGUCGGCAGUUGGUUGGUGGCCGACUUCCGAAAGCGUUCAGAUGGUGCCCACACUCGCGCUCACAAAGAUCGAGCGGAGCUGGGAACACAGCCAACAGCCUUCUUAGACACGAUGUCCGAGCCAGAGAUACUUACACAACCAGUGUCAAGAACUUCUCCGCGCAGAUUGGGCGGCUGUGUUUCGACCCCCUGGAGCGUGGACAGGGGUUGCCUGGUCUGCUUACAUCUGUCUACGAUACUUCUGAUCUCCCGUUGUCUCGCCCCCGGCCAAGAUGGAAGAUGUCUCAGCAAUGACAUCCAUUCGCUGAGCUUGCGGCUGAGUUUUUGUGAAUUGUGUCCGGAACGGGCAGGCGACAGCAUGGAGUCAGAGUGCGGUGAUGCCAUGGCUGCACCGUGA